CCUAGUUUCCAGCGGUGGUAAUAGUAAUAAUAGAUCCAGUGUAAACGGCACUGUACAGUUCAAACCAGUGGGAUUCCUGCUUUCUGCUUCCAUUUCCCCCGAAUUCCUUUGUCUCUUCUUCUCCUCCGCCGUGCCCCCAACCGGCAAAUUAAACCAGUCGUAUUCCCUUUUUUUUGUUCGUUGGCAUUGUUCCUCGUCUCUCAUCCUUCUUCAGUUACCCGGUCAAUCUCGUUCUCCUUGUGUCCUCUCGCCCACGGGUUCUCUCACAAAGUCUCCCUUGGUAAGUCACACUACAACCAAAGCACGCCUGUCUUGGUACCUUUUGGCUCAGACUCAGAGCCUCCCUCCGCUGCCCUUCCCCGCCCCUCCAGCUAGCUCCUCCUCGGCCUUACGCUUUUUCUUUUCCUUCCUCCCCAUCUCUCUCUCCCUUGUGGUUGAGUCGUCUUCUUUUUUUUAAUCGCAGCAGUUUCUGUUCCCCUGCUGGCCGGUUUCCCACUUGCUCACCUCUUCUCUCUUCCUUUUAUCGUUUUCCCCUGGUGCCUUUCUUUACAUUUACAUCCCGGCGCUUCCCCUUCUGUCGUCACGCACACACACAGUGCACCGCUUAGCCGCCCAACGCUGACCUCUUGUGCUUGCACCACAGCUGCAGCUUGCCGAACACCACAGUUGCCAUAACGCACCUCCUUGACUGCAUCCGUUACCGACUAUUUGACGACUACGUUUUACGCCAUCGCAUUGAUUUUUCUUUUCAUACAUUAGCAUUUGCAUUGUAUUGCUCAGGUCUCCGCAUCAGCAUUUUACCAAUCAGCGUUUCCUACCAUCAAGCGUUCAUCGGAUUCAGGCUUUCCCACGUUGCCGUGACCACAUCCUGCAGCAUCCCCACAUCCACCACCCAGGCAGGCAAAAAAAAGUUAUACUAUCAACAAUACGUUCGCUUGUGCUGCUCUCUGAAGAAGAGUACUUAGUAUUUGUAUACCUCCCUCGCGGUAUCCUCGAACUCACCGCUCCUCUUAUUCGCAUUUUCCAGUCGAACACUGCAUCUGGGAUGACUGUAUCCCAGCUGUAAACCUUCCGACUAUCUUCGAGCUGCUAUGAGCGAGAAGGUAACAGCUUGCAGCAGCUUUGGUGAUCCAAACGCUCAACCGCCUACUCCCCAGCAAACUCCCGAUUGCCUUUCCUUUGCGAGCCCCGUCCUCGAAACCCCCCGACAGCCUCAGGAUUCCUUUACCGAGACCGGUGAUCAGACUCCUCGAUUCGCAGAAGACUAUUCUGUCUUCAACUCGACACCUGGUAAUCUCCGAGGUUCCCACGGUACAUUUGGCACAUUUGUACCACCAAACGGCUCCGGACAUAAGCGAUUUUUAUCGACCGACAGCCUUAAUCUUGAUAUUGCACCACAAAAAUCACCUAUUACUACCCAACGUACUCUUUACUCCCCGGGUCUAGCCACUCCAACAAAGGAGACUUCUGAAACGUCGGCGAAGAAGGCCCGCCGUGGUACAGUCGGCAAAGACUCGGACUCCACACAUAUUCUUUCUCCUCCUCCUACAGCGAGAAAGGGCGAGCACAAGCUCAACCUUGACGCCAAUAUGCAAAAUGACCACGUCUUUGGCCAACCCGACUUUGGGGAUAUGUCGCAGUCUCAAGAGAUGGCUGCUCUGAUUACCAGUCAUAACGACAUGUUUUCGUAUCCUCUCUCAGCGCCAGCCGGCGGAUCGAACUUCUGGGACACAUCAGCCGCAAUGAGCAUGGAUAUGGACUUUGCCGCUUCUAGCCAAAGUAUGUUCUCUACGGCCACCUCUGGACAUCGACCCUCGGGCUCGUUCGAUUGGAACAACGACAUUCAGCUCUUUCAGGAGGCCAACCAGCUACCGCCGUCAUCCAAUCAAGAAAAUACCCAACCAGAUUUGCAACUGAAUAUGAAUGCUGUAAGUGUGAUGCAGCACCAAGUUUCAGCACCAAUGAACAACUGUGCUGUUCCAGCAAACUAUCAGACAAUGCAUCAGUCCUUUAACACUAUGCUUCCUGGUGAGGCUGUUAACCCUGAUCUUCUUCUCUCCCGACCUUCAUCUGCUUCUUUCAAUGCUGAUUUCGUGGCUGAUGCCACGGAACGCCUGGAAGCUCCUCAGUCCGUCCCACCCAAACGAGCUGCUCGAGACGGGCGCAGAACGAGUACUGGCAGAGCCGGCAAGAUGCCAGACCGCGCCUUUGCUAGCUCCCCAUUAAAGGGAUCCCGUCCUGGGCUAACAAGAAGUUUCAGUGAAACCCGCGGACGCAAAGCUCUCGCCCGCGGUGGUGCCUUGCCAUCCUUGGCACCUGCUAGUAAACAGGCUCAGGGAACAAGAGGCGCCGAAGGGCGCAACAGCGGCCGUAUAUCCCCUCUGAAAAGCCAACGCCGAUUAUCUGGUCUUGCCUCGAUACCAGAAGCUCCUCUGCGACAGAUGCAACAGCAGCGACGAGCUUCUGUCCGCUUUACCAUUGACUCUCACGGCAGAGCACGUGCCGAAACCACACUUCCUGCAGAGGGCGGUGGCAUGUCCAGAAGCCAGAGCUCAAGAGAUCUGUCCUUCAAGAGCCAGUGGCAUUCUAGCGAAGAUGACUCCUCUGACGAGGAGCCCAUCACAAUCCCGAGCAGAAACAACUCGUUUAGCGCAUCAUUUGCGCUACCUGACCCUCGCAAACCAGUUGGAUCCAUCUUCCACGGUUCGAAGCUCAGCACCAGCGACAAAAGCAGCAGCGCAUCUGGAGCCAAUGAUGACGAGAGCGAAGCCGAAACUGUCAUGAACGAGGGCCAGGGAAAAGGCGAUGCCGCAAGCGAGCUUCGUAAAGUUGUCAGAGGUCGCCAGAAACGCGCAAGCCUCGCUGGAGUCUCCCAACCACAUCGCCUUUUAACUAACCUCGGCCACUUUCAAGACGGUACGAUUUCGCCUUCCAGUCUGACAGAGUCGGGCUAUGGCACUGAUGGGCAGGGCGUCCGCUGUGUCUGCAACAGAAGCGGCCCUGGUGAAGGCGAUGGCUUCAUGGUACAAUGCGAAUCAUGCGAGAUGUGGCUACACGGCAAAUGCAUUAAUAUCACAAAACGCGAUAUGCCGAGCGUAUAUAUUUGCAGAUUCUGUGCCAACACUGCCAGCACCAGCGCCAACCGACUAAGAGAUGGCCGUAAUAACGCCUUGGGUCUAGCACCCGCCAUCUCGCCUCUGGGCACAAGGACUUUUCAGUCUUUCCGAUGAGCAUACGAUAACAGGAAACGGUGCCCAUCUCUUUUAUUGUAUUCUGAUUAUAACACAGCAUGUAUGAGGUUGCUUCCCAUGUUGGAUACUGCAGAAUCCAGCCUACCAUACUUGCACUACUCUGCUGUUCGAUUAGAACGCUUUCUUUCUUAUCCCGUAUCAUUCAUUAUUUCUUUCUCUUGUACAGAUUAUAUACACGGGCGCAGAAGGAUUUGCAGGGACCAAAACGAUAAUAUUUUGUCAUAACUUCGAUGUAGGAGCUACUUCGAUAGAAACCAUCAAAAUUUAAAUAAACAUGAGU
[Torrubiella] hemipterigena is the source of this 3531-nucleotide messenger RNA. The record is from the annotation of a GenBank genome assembly. NCBI's taxonomy places the organism in Eukaryota, Fungi, Ascomycota, Sordariomycetes, Hypocreales, Clavicipitaceae.